Molecule: messenger RNA, 1257 nt
Organism: Cicer arietinum (chickpea)
Lineage: Eukaryota; Viridiplantae; Streptophyta; Magnoliopsida; Fabales; Fabaceae
Product: senescence-specific cysteine protease SAG39-like
Biological process (GO): proteolysis
Molecular function (GO): cysteine-type peptidase activity
Source: RefSeq, a predicted model, not a curated record
UCUUAGGAACCAACACACCAACUUCAUUCUUACAUUUCACUAAGCACUCAAGAAAUUGUUUUCAUGGCUCUCAAAAAUAUUUUCAACUUCACUUCACUAGCUUUGUUUCUUGUGUUUGGCUUAUUGGCUUUGGAGACCAAUGCUCGCAGUCUAGAAGAUGCUUCAUUGCUUGAGAGGUAUGAGCAAUGGAUGACUCAAAAUGGUAAAGUCUACAAGGGCUCUCAAGAGAAGGCAUUACGAUAUCAAAUAUUCAAAGAAAAUGUUCAAUUCAUAGAAGCCUUUAACAAAGGAGGAAACAAACCUUACAAACUAGGCAUUAACCAAUUUGCUGAUCUCACAAAUGAAGAAUUCAAAACAAGGAAUAAAUUCAAGGGUCAUAUGUGUUCUACAAUAACAAGGACACCAACUUUUAAGUACGAGCACGUGACAUCAGUGCCAGCUGCAUUGGAUUGGAGACAGAAAGGAGCUGUGACACCCAUUAAGGAUCAAGGCCAAUGUGGGAGUUGUUGGGCAUUUUCUGCUGUAGCAGCAACAGAAGGAAUUACAAAGUUGAGUAGUGGAAAAUUGGUCUCUUUAUCAGAACAAGAGCUUGUUGAUUGUGAUAUAAAAGGUGUGGACCAAGGUUGUGAAGGAGGUUUAAUGGAUGAUGCUUUCAAAUUUAUGUUACAAAAUAAAGGACUCACCACAGAAGUUGUGUAUCCAUAUCAAGGUGUUGAUGGAACGUGCAAUGCAAAAGCAGAAGGCAACCAUGUAGCUAGCAUUAAAGGGUAUGAAGAUGUACCUGCCAAUAGUGAGAGUGCACUACUCAAAGCUGUUGCUAAUCAACCAAUUUCUGUUGCUAUUGAUGCUAGUGGAUCUGAGUUUCAGUUUUAUUCAAGUGGUGUUUUUACUGGAACAUGUGGCACUGAGUUGGAUCAUGGUGUCACUGCUGUAGGUUAUGGUGUAAGUGAGGAUGGAACUAAAUAUUGGUUGGUGAAGAAUUCUUGGGGAACACAGUGGGGAGAACAAGGAUACAUUAGGAUGGAGAGAAAUGUUGUUGCUAAAGAAGGCUUGUGUGGCAUAGCAAUGCAAGCUUCUUACCCUACUGCAUAAUUAUUAAACUUUGUUACUACUCUUUUCUAAAAUUAUAUGUAACAGUUGUAGUUGCAUACAAGAAUUGAUAGUUCAAAUCUUGUAUCAGUAGUAUUUGAAAAAAGCUAUACAUGUUUAUAUCAUCAAUAUUAUACAUAUAGAAAAAUUCACUCUAAGUUAUACACA